CUGCACGCCGCCGUACACGUGGAUCGCUGCGACGAGCGUCUACCGAUCUCGCAAUGAUCUCCUUUGAAUCCCAACGGGCAUCUGCAUAUGUUAUUUCCCUUACACUUGCCGCCGUUUACGCACGGUAUGAAGCAUUUGGCUGAAAAGCGCGUGCCGAAAUAACCCUUGGGACACUCGCAGAUAUCCUUCUGUACGCAUUUCCCACCAUUCAGACACUUUUGAUCACAAAUACCUGAAAUCAUUCGAUACUAUGAUCGCCGGCGACACUGAGAGGCUCGCGUAUCAUCGUGAAAAUGUUGCAAAUUGGACGACUGGGGACGCGACUGACCAGCACGUCAACAACAUCAGCUACAUGUACGUCUAAAAAGACACUCGACACAAUAAUCAGGGUAGAUCAUGCUGGCGAAUUGGGAGCCGACAGGAUCUAUGCCGGACAAAUGGCUGUCCUAGGUAGAACGCAGGUCGGACCGACUAUACAGCACAUGUGGGACCAAGAGAAGCGGCACCGCGCCAAGUUCGAGGAGCUGAUCCGAAAGUACCGUGUGAGACCCACCGUUCUCACUCCACUUUGGAACGUCGCCGGCUUCGUUCUGGGCGCCGGUACCGCUCUCAUGGGCGAGAAAGCGGCGAUGGCGUGCACCGUGGCCGUAGAAACAGUGAUCGUUGAGCACUACAACGACCAGCUGCGCACGCUGAUGGAAAGCAAAGAGCACGUGAGCGAGGAGAUACUCGAGACGAUCAAACAGUUUCGCGAUGAGGAGCAGGAACAUCAUGAUACCGGCAUCGACCACGGCGCUGAGCAGGCGCCGUUUUACCAGGCUUUAACGAAUCUCAUCAAGUUCGGCUGUAAAACAGCCAUAUCCGUGUCCAAGGUGAUAUAAGGAUGCAUUUCUAGACGACGCAGCUUAGUAGUUUGUACGAGUAUAUUGUAAUUUGUACAUGGGUGAUGAGUUAUUUUCUGUAACUGCGAUGAGUCAAUUUGAAGAGACUCCUCUGAUUUUAUUAUAGUUAUUUCUUUUAAAUAUAUGAUAUUUUCAGCUCUCUUGGAGAAAUAAGUCAUUAGAAUUCCAAAUAACGAAUUUAUGUAAUAUGAGAUAUUCUUAAUUCUUUUUAGGAAUUGCAGUUACAAGAUCAUGUAAUGAAAAUUAAUAAAAGGAACUGUGCUGUAGUAAA
Molecule: messenger RNA, 1173 nt
Organism: Odontomachus brunneus
Lineage: Eukaryota; Metazoa; Arthropoda; Insecta; Hymenoptera; Formicidae
Gene: Coq7
Product: 5-demethoxyubiquinone hydroxylase, mitochondrial
Exons: 4
Coding region: 294-881 (195 amino acids)
Biological process (GO): regulation of reactive oxygen species metabolic process; regulation of gene expression; ubiquinone biosynthetic process
Cellular component (GO): nucleus; mitochondrial inner membrane
Molecular function (GO): 3-demethoxyubiquinol 3-hydroxylase activity
Source: RefSeq, a predicted model, not a curated record